Messenger RNA from Colletotrichum destructivum, 3417 nucleotides. RefSeq names its product Putative fungal-type protein kinase. Lineage: Eukaryota; Fungi; Ascomycota; Sordariomycetes; Glomerellales; Glomerellaceae. The transcript has 2 exons. The coding region runs from base 925 to 3261 and encodes 778 amino acids. Gene Ontology annotation, biological process: protein phosphorylation. Gene Ontology annotation, molecular function: protein kinase activity. The record is from RefSeq and is a predicted model, not a curated record.
AACACAACCAACUGACCCCUACCUACCAGUCAGUGACUCUACCACUCUGUGUGAACCCAGCCUGUGACAAUCUAGCAAAAAGCCGAGAUAGCCCUUUGCCGCCGCGACUUGUGCCAAACCUGGUCCCUUGGCGAAUGUCACAGACAAGCGAGUUUGGGAUAAUAGGAAUUUUAUCAUUUCCUUCGCGCGCAUACUGUACGGUUGAGCACAAAUGACUGCCUCUUAACCGCUUCCACUUACGUGUAUUUUGCAGUACUUCUAGCAGCUAAAACCAGCGGGCCGGUACUUGGUGCUUCACUGCAUACGUCUUGUCACUUUAUGAAAUCUUGUCGGGUAGAUUGCUGGACCUGAAAGUCCUCUUCAUAAUGUAACGAAGUAGCCUCUAAGGGUAGAUUGCACAAAAAUGUAUGUACGUGCCAUAACACUUGUAGAGCUAAAAUCAACCGAGGCGUUAUUGAUCAUCGACUCGGAGCAAGAAUCUGCUCCACGGUGUGCGGUGUGGGUCGUCCUGCGCUGAGUUCGGCGAGUAGAUUCUGUCCAAAGCUGCUCCUUGAGGCGACACCAGAUGAUACGGCGCUAAUUCAUCGGGAUUUUGACAGAAGCAGAAGUAGAGAAACAGGCGUUGGUUUUUGUCGCCCCAGUGAAAUGACGCACAACGGGCAACGGUCACGCCUGUUGCCCGCACCCUUUUUUGCACGGACCACACCCGACGAACCACAGCGGUGCGCCGGGGCAUCUGGACCCUGUCCUUCAUCAUAGACCCACUGUUUCGAAUCUUUCCAUCCCAGGUUCCGGAACAACAUUCUCCCAGAUCAGGCCAUCUGCAGUGUUCGGUCAUUGCGCCAAGCGAAACUUGGCUCCCCAACGCGACUUCUCUAAAAUGAAACGAUCCACCUCCGUCUCACCAAGUGCAUCCUGCCCACGAUGGCCGAUCAGUCAGAGUCCGAUAUUAUCAAAGCAAAUCCUAUUGCAAGCGGUCUUGCUUCUUUUCUAGAUUUGUUUCAAUCAACUUGCAGAGACUCUACCAACAGGUCAGAAGCAGUGGAACAGCUCGAGCUGGAAGACCUCCGAAAUCUCAGUUUCAUUCUUCUUUCGACACUACAAAGCCUUCCGACUGCGCGUUUGCUGCCUGCACCGUCAGGCCGCGGCACUCUCCGCAGUGACCUGCUCCGAUUCCAACUCCAGCUUGAAGAUGACUGUUACCUCGACCGCAUUAAACCUCUUUUGAGAGUAGCCCUUGCCGACAACCCUGACGAUGAAUCGAUUUGGCUUCAAGUUAGGAGUCUUGUCGUCGAAGCCACCCCGCCUCCCCGAACGAUAGCCUCUUCACUUCAACAAACACCCUGGCUGCACAACACGAGCAGUUUUGCGAACUCGUCCGAACACCGCAGAUAUGUUGACGAUAUACUGAAAAGGGAGCUUGGCACUAUGUAUGUCGGGCUUCCCGGCUUUCGACACGCAUAUUUUGGAGGUGUGCAUGGACUUGAGCCAGCAUCCAAGGAGUUCUUCGAUCAGUGCUGCCUCGAUAGUGGCGAUCUUUUUUUUCAAGAUGGCUGGCAGGGAUGGCCCCAGGAUGCCAACGAGAAAAAGGUGCUGGAGUGGCUCGGGGGCUUCAUUGAGAAGCUAUCAGUGUUCGCCAACGCCCAGCGGUCAAACACAACACAUCAGCGAAGGCUUCUAGCAGAACCCAACAAGCCAAUACACGGUUCCACAGCAGAGCGGAAGCUGGAUGUCGGGUUCGUCAACCACGUCAAGGCUGGGAAAGGGUCUCGGUUCCACUGGAAGCAGGUGCUGGUGCCCGGUGAACUCAAGAGCAACCCGUCUGCCGACACAGCUUCCAAGGCGUGGCUCGACCUCGGGAGAUAUGCGAGGGAAGUGCUCGCUGCACAGGACACCCGACGCUUUGUCCUGGGCUUUACGCUCUGUGGGUCUCUCAUGAGAGUGUGGGCAUUUGACCGGCUUGGAGCCAUUGCAUCAGAGCAGUUCGACAUCAACAAAGAUGGGUUGCAGUUCGUGUCCACGGUUCUUGGGUUUCUAUGGAUGGACGAAGAUGCCUUGGGGUUCGAUCCGACGGUCAUGACAUUGAACGGCGAACGCUUUAUUGAGAUUGAGCGGAAUGGUUCCAUGGAGAAGAUUGUAAUUGACGGGAUAAUCCUACGAGCACGCUGUGUGGCUGGCCGGGCUACGACAUGCUGGAAAGCCCACCCUGAAGGACAUCCAGAGACGCUGCUCAUUGUCAAAGAUUCGUGGCAAUACCCUGAACGCAACGAGGAGGGUGAUCUCUUGCGUGAGGUGGCAGACAAAGGGGUUAUAAAUGUCGCCCGUUAUUAUCACCACGAAACGGUUCAUGUCCACGAGGCAAACGAUGAUGUCUGGAACAACAUUCGUCACGGACUAGAUAUCACUACAGCAACAAACUACCGUCCAGGACGCCAAUUACCAACGAGCAACGUGUCAAAGGAUGUUCCUCGACAGGGCCGCAGUAGCACCAACAAGAAGCGUCUGUCCAGCCAAACUGAUUCUGCUUUGCCUUUAAGCAAGCGGUCCUGCUCUGUAUCUCCAACAAAGGCCUCUAGUGCACCGUCAAAUCGGGUUCAUCUACGUAUCAUUACCCGGGAUCGCGGCGAGCCCAUCUACAAGGCGAGCUCUCGAUCAGCGCUGCUUGCUGCCCUGGUAGGCUGUAUUAAGGGUCAUGAGUCUUUGCACGAGGCGGGCAUCCUCCACAGAGACAUCUCCAUCAACAAUCUCAUGAUCAACGAGGACAGUAGCAAUCCAUCCUGGCCUGCAUUCUUGAUCGACCUUGACCUCGCCAUUCGGGAGCAACGUGAGGGUGCUUCGGGUGCCAAGGGCAAGACGGGCACGCGGGCUUUCAUGGCUAUUGGGGCGCUGCUGGGCGAGCAGCACUCGUUCAUGCAUGACCUCGAGUCGUUCUUCUGGGUGCUGUUCUGGAUAUGUAUCCAUUACGACGAGAACGGCAAGGACAUUGGUCCCACUGAAUUUGACAGCUGGAAUUACGAGAGUGACAACAAGUUGAUUCUAUCAAAAGUUGGUACGGUUGGUGAUGAGAGUCUCUUUCUCAAGAUUGCAGCAGAUUGUUUCACACCGUACUAUCAACCAUUGAUUAUAUGGGUCAACAAGCUGCGGAAAGGGGUGUUUCCAAGUGGUGAGAGGUGGAAAAGGCCGGAGCCUGGGCUCUACUCUUCAAUGAUAAAUAUUCUUCACGACGCGCAGCUGGAUUCAAAAGUUACGGCGGGCGGAUAAUGCUGUACAAUGUAGCUACUGAUUGCCUAGAAGCAAGUUGACCUGCUGUCAAUUCACAGAGUCAAAAGUCUUCCGGAUGCGAUAUGGGCCAACUGCCCAUGCAGCCGCCGCGAAGCUUCGCGGCAGCCCACACCCGGGCCUGCGGGCGUAAAAUAU